CAACCCUGGAGUGUCAGCUGAUCCACAUUUAAAAUCUGUUGUCCGUUAAAAACGUUAAAAAACAAUAUGAUUCGUGAUGUGUUUAAAAAAUACUGUUGAAGCAAGUUGAAGAAAUUUAAAAACAAUAAAAAUUAUAAGAAAAAACUUGAGAAAUAAUUGUUUAUUGUUCAAUUGAAAUAUUCUUAAAGAAAAAUUGGUUUUCGUGUAGUAUUUUAAUUCCUCUCAAAGUUUGUUUACUUUUCAAAAUUGGCUGCAUCAAUUUUUUGUGUUUGUUAUUUCUGUAUUUAAUUUAAUUUAAGAUAUUUUCUAGAAAAUUUCGAGUAAUUUAAAAAAAAAUGGAAGAUUUUUUUGAAAAAAGUGAGCAAAAAUUGAAAAUGUUCGAAACAGCGACGUUGGUGAUAAAAAAUCAGCAUUCUUUUAUGUAUAAAGAAGACAUAGAGAAAAAUCUUUUUCAGUCAAAGGAAACUGUAGGAAAUAUGCUCGAGGGAACCAAAUAUUUGAAACUACAUCUCAAAGAAUUAAAAGAAGGAAAUGAGCGUUGUAAGGAAAUGUUAUCGACACUGAAGACUCUCGAAGAAAAAUUGGUGCACAUGGAAAAUAACAUUCCAACGGGUAUAAAAGACUUCUUGAAAUUACAAGAAACCGAGGAGAUUAAAAAUAGUUUUGCAAACCACAAUGAGAAGGAAAAUAUCUCCAUGGUUUCAAAUGGUGAAGUUUUCACUCCAGACGCUCAUUUAACGAUUAAAGACUGCAAAAAAUCAUUGUUUAAAGAAGCUGAAGUGUAUCCAUUAAUCAGUCCAGUCACACAGGAAGAGUUCACGAAAAUUCCAAAAUAUAUAAUCGGACGACAAACUUUGGCAAUGAUUAAUAGUUUAAUUACAACGAUUAAUCAAAUUUUAAAAGCCAAAUACACACUUUUGUCUUUAGGGAAAAAUGGUGCCAGGAAAAAGGGGGAUUUAGAUUCAUAUCUUGAGUACAAGAAACAACAGACUUCGGUCGAAGAAGGAGAAGGCAAAAUUUAUUUUUUUACAGCUGAAGAUUACUUGAAACACACGUCGAGCAAAUUGGAUAAAAUCAAAUUAAAUAUAUUGACUGCUUUGCGUUCCUGUCGAAAGUUACGAGAAAUUAGAAUUGGAAAAUCAUUGUUCUAUAUGGUCGUAACGAAUUAAUUUGUCACGAUUAAUUAAUUAAUUUUUUCAAUUUAUUUUCAAUUUUUUGAUUUCUAAUCUCUGAAAUUAAGGUAAAUUUAAAUUGUACAUAAUAAACGUUUGAAUUUAAUUGUAAGGUAUAGGUAAAUAAUGAAAACAAAAUAAAAAUUAUUAAUU
Messenger RNA from Leptopilina heterotoma, 1325 nucleotides. Its product is annotated as spindle and kinetochore-associated protein 1 homolog. Bases 336 to 1169 code for a protein of 277 amino acids. The record is from RefSeq and is a predicted model, not a curated record. Gene Ontology annotation, molecular function: microtubule binding. Gene Ontology annotation, biological process: regulation of microtubule polymerization or depolymerization; mitotic cell cycle; cell division. The transcript is spliced from 4 exons. Gene Ontology annotation, cellular component: mitotic spindle; outer kinetochore; spindle microtubule. NCBI's taxonomy places the organism in Eukaryota, Metazoa, Arthropoda, Insecta, Hymenoptera, Figitidae.